This is a messenger RNA of Cinclus cinclus, 2909 nucleotides long. It is a transcript of the gene MAP3K11, whose product is annotated as mitogen-activated protein kinase kinase kinase 11. The record is from RefSeq and is a predicted model, not a curated record. NCBI's taxonomy places the organism in Eukaryota, Metazoa, Chordata, Aves, Passeriformes, Cinclidae. Gene Ontology annotation, biological process: protein phosphorylation; positive regulation of apoptotic process; microtubule-based process. Gene Ontology annotation, cellular component: centrosome. Gene Ontology annotation, molecular function: ATP binding; JUN kinase kinase kinase activity.
AAAUCCCCACCCCCCCCAGCGCCAUCGCUGGGGGUCGGGGCUGGGGGGGGGAGCACCCCAUGGAGUGGGGCCGAGCAUCCCCCUCCCCAUCCCCCCCGGCGGGGUCCCACUCCCCCUCACCCCCCCUUUCCCCAUCACCCCCCUUUUCCCCCCUUUUCCCAGAGGGGUCCCGCUCCCCUUUCUCCCCCUCCCCGAGGGGGUCCCGCUCCCCUUCUCCAUCCCCAGCAGGGUCCCGUUCCCCAUCCCCCCCAUUCCCGGGGGGAUCCCGCUCUCCUUCUCCUCCAUCCCCGGGGGGAUCCCGCUCCCCAUCCCCACCGGGGGGCUGGGAACCAGCCCGGGCAGCUUUCGGGGAGCUGCGGCUGGAGGAGGUGAUCGGGGCCGGGGGCUUCGGCCGCGUGUUCCGGGGUACGUGGAGGGGUCAGGUGGUGGCGGUGAAGGCGGCGCGGGGGGACGCGGGGGCGGCGGGGGCCGCCAGCCUGCGGAGGGAGGCUCGGCUCUACGCCCGCCUGCGACACCCCAACGUGGUGGCCCUGAGAGCCGUGUGCCUGGAGCCCCCCCACCUGUGCCUGGUGAUGGAGUUUGCGGCGGGGGGGCCGCUGUCCAGGGCUCUGGCCGGCCGCAGGGUCCCCCCCGCCGUCCUGCUGGACUGGGCGCGCCAGGUAGCGCGGGGGAUGAGGUACCUGCACUCCGGGACCCCCGUACCCCUCAUCCACCGUGACCUCAAAUCCAGUAAUGUGCUGCUGGCCCAGCCCGUGGUGGGGGACGAUGUGAGUGGGAAAACGCUGAAAAUCACCGAUUUUGGGCUGGCCCGGGAGUGGCAGCGAACGACCAAGAUGAGCGCGGCCGGGACCUACGCCUGGAUGGCCCCCGAGGUCAUCCGAGCAUCCACCUUCUCCAAGGGCAGCGACGUCUGGAGUUACGGGGUGCUGCUGUGGGAGCUGCUGACCGGGGAGGUGCCGUACCGGGGCAUCGACGGCCUGGCCGUGGCCUACGGGGUGGCCGUGAACAAACUGACCCUGCCCAUCCCGUCCACCUGCCCCCCGCCCUUCGCCCAGCUCAUGGCAGCCUGCUGGGAGCAGGACCCCCACCGGCGGCCGGGCUUUGGGACCAUCCUGCGGCGCCUGGGGGGGCUGGAGCCGGGGGGGCUGGGGCCCCCCGAGUCCUUCCACUCCCUGCAGGAGUCCUGGCGCCGUGAGAUCCAGGGGCUCUUCGACGAGCUGAGGGCACGGGAGAAGGAGCUGCGCAGCCGGGAGGAAGCCGUGGCCAGGGCCUCGAGAGCCCAGCGCUCCCAGGCCGAGGCGCUGCGGCAGCGCGAGGCCGCCGUGGCCCGCAGGGAGCUGGAGGUGCUGGAGAGGGAGCUCAGCCUCAUGCUCAGGGGACCCCCCCGGCCCCCCCCGGCCCCCAAGCGACGCCGACCUCCCUUUCGGAGACCACGGAAGCCAGCGGACCUCAUUGGCAUGCCCCAGGAUUUCAAGCACCGCCUGACGGUCCAGGCCUCACCCGGGGGGGACCCCCGGAGCCACGACCCCGAGGAUGGGCCGGGGGAAUCCCCCCCCUUCCCCCGCCUGCGCGCCAUCCAGCUGGAGCCCGAGGAGGAGGAGGAGCCGCCGCGGGGCCGCGGGGGCCGGGGCGGUGCCCCCAAUGGCAGGCGGCGGCUGCGGCCGGACGAGACCACCUGGUACCUGGACACGGAGGAGCUCAGCCCGGGGGACGCGUCCCCCAACGGUGAGGCCGGGCCCCCGGAGGCUGAGGAGGGUCGGGGGUCUCGGGGAGGGACCCCCCGGCUGCUGCGGAGGGCGCUGCUGAAGGGCUCGGCCCUGCUGGCGUCUCUGGGGCUGGGUCGUGACCUGGCCCCCCCCGAGUCCCCCCGCAGCCCCCCGCCCUCCCCCGGCCUCCUGCGCCUCUCCCCGCGCCGCUGGGAGCGGACCCUGGGGUCCCCAGAGUCACCCGGGACCCCUGAGAUGGGUCGUGCCUGGACACCCGGGACCCCUGAGCCAAACCAAGCCCGGACCCCCGGAUCCCCCGAUCCCAGUGGAGUCCGGACCCCCGGGACCCCCAGGACCCCCGGGACCCCCGAGCAGGGGCGAACCCAGACCCCCGGGUCCCCAGAUCCCAGCGGAAUCCGGACCCCCGGGACCCCCAAGAUCCCCGGGACCCCCGAGCAGGGGCGAGCCCGGACCCCCAGGACCCUGGAGCUGAAUUGGUCCUGGACCCCUGAGCAAGGGGGAGCCAGGACCCCCGGGACCCCGGGGACCCCCGAGCAGGGCCGUGCCCGGACCCCCGGGACCCUGGAGCUGGGUCAGCCCCGGACCCCUGGGACCCCUGAGCCACGUCGUGCCCGGACUCCCGGGACCCCCGAGCUGGGGCUGCAGCCUUCACCCCGGGGAGCGCGGAGACCCCGAGAGCUGAGCCCAGCUGGGACCCCCGAGUGGGGCCCCGCCCGGCCCCGCCCCUCCCCGCUCCGCCCCCGCAUCGAUCCCUGGAGCUUCGUGUCCGCGGGACCGCGCCGGGCCCCUCCCCCCGCCGAGCCCCGCCCCCGAGACCCUUUCACCGACCAAUGAGAGCUCCCGCACCGCCUUGGAUCCGCCCCCGCCACACUACUGAGACCAAUGAGCGGCCGCGAAGGACAUGAUUGACAACAACAAGUCCUGCCCCUGGCGCGGGCCACGCUCCCGCCGGGUUGUGAUUGACAGCUGCUGCGGCGGAAGCUCCGCCCACGCGGACACGCCAUUGGGCAAAGCAAAGGGCAUUAGAAAAGCCCCGCCCCCUCCUGGGCGGGGCCCCACGGCAGGAAAUCACGCCCCCUCCCAGGGCAAACCAGGAAGCUCCGCCCUGAUUGGUGGGCGCGCGGAGACCACGCCUCCUCUCUGCGGAAGCCCCGCCCCCAGGCGGUCCCGACACUGGACGGG